ACAUCUUUAUAGUACUAGAUAGUGAACUCCCACCGUGAAUUGAAGCAUUAUGGUCGGGGGGCAAUUGCAUGGUAUUUCAUAUUAUGACAAAUAAGAUUAUUUACGAUUUAUUUUGCAUUGUAUUUUAUUAUUUCUAAACCUGUAGUUUUAAAAACAAAAAAAGUAUUUUAUAUGUCAUUUUACAUUUACUAUUUUAUUUUACCAUUAAAAACGAUGUUGUUCCUAAUACAUUUUGUAUAAUGAAUUAAAUGUUUUGCCCCCCGAGAAAAUGGCGGCCGUCGACAACUGAGCUUCAAUUGAUAACAAUGUAGUACCUUUUCUAUGAGUUCAUUACCCAAAGAUUUUUUCUAUGUUGAAAUGAAUGAUUCAGUGACUUCACUGUCUUCAAUAUCAUCUGAUUCAGUGUCAUCCGAAAGUUCAACAUCUGUAUCUGAUAACUUCUUAACAAUAAAUGAGAAUGAUCUAAAUGAGGAUAUAUUGGAAAAAGAAAUUGAAAAAUGCAAUCAAAUGAUAAGAAUUACUAAAGAGUGUAGUCAAGAACGGAUGCGACUGGUCAGAAGACUAGUAGAGUUAAGGUUCAAAUUAGAAAUGAUAACAGAAAUAAAGGCUUUAGAAAACAAAAAUCUUCCGAAUGAAACAAAAGUGGUUUUUGGUCAUCAUUUAUCUUUUGUAUGGAAACCAAAUUGGUUAGAAAAUAAAUUUUGUGAUGUAUGUACAAAAACUAUUUGGAAAUACAUGCAACAGUUGUAUGAAUGUUCAGAUUGUGGAUACUACUGUCAUAUUUUUUGUGUGGAAAAGAUUAAAAGGGUCUGUACUGCAGUUGUUGCUAGUGAACAUUCUAUGAUUCUGACUAUCACUCCAUCCAAUGGAUUGUUAUCCCAAGAUUACAAAUGUGCUGAAUGCCAAUCAUAUAUCCGUAUUCGCAACACCAAAAUGUCAUCUGAAGAUAAUCUUUCAUUAGAGGCCCGCUUAUGCGACUAUGAUGGUAAAUAUUACUGUCCUUUACACCAUUGGAAUAAUACCGCUUUAAUACCAGCACGUGUUCUAUGUAAUUGGCAAUUUGAAAAAAAAUGUGUGAGUCAGGCAUCUUUUCAACUACUUAAUUUUAAUUAUAAAUCAAAGAUGUACAAUUUGGAAAAACACAACCCUAAACUCUAUACAUAUUUAGAGUCACUAAAUCAAAUCAAAAAUAUUAAAAACGUCUUAGUAAAAAUGAAAAAAUACUUGGUUUUGUGCAAAGUUUGGAAUGCACAAUUAAAAAAUGUAUCCUCUAGAUGUCAUGAAUUGCUAUAUGAUAGUAUUUUGUAUAGCAUGAAAGAUAUGGUUGAAAUAAAAUCAGGACUUUUUUUAGAGGAUUUACGGGGAGUAAAAGAUGUCUGUGAAAAACAUAUUCGAUAUGAAUGCGAAAUUUGUAAAAAUCAAGGAUAUAUUUGUGAGCUUUGUCAAAAGGAAACAAUAAUAUUCCCAUUCGAUGAAGAUGCACAUAGUUGUGUUAAAUGUGAUAAUGUUUAUCAUUACCAAUGUUGGAAAAAUAGAGAUUUCUGCCCUAAAUGUAAAAGAAUUAAAGAACGGUCUAAACUAAAAGAAGUAUAAUUAAAUAUUUAACUGAAAGUAUUAAAACAUUUCAUUUUAAUCUACAAUAAUAUUAUUAGUAUACUCACCAAGAUUUAUAAUAUUUUAUACUAUUUUAAUUAAUUUAUGUCUUAAGUAAAAAUAUUUAAUUGACUGUUGUUUUAUAGCAAUAACUGCCUUUAAAAAUCAUAUUAAUUACUAAAAUGUAUCUAUGGAAGGGUUAAUUACUGUGAUAUUUGUAUUAUGAAUUUAAUUUUAUUAUUAUUGUGUUGAUGUUUAACAUAUUAGAUAAUUACAUAAAUAUUAAUGUUAAUUAAAAUAUAUAUUUUGAAUAUUAUUUCAAAACAUAAUUAUAAACUAUAUAAUGUGAGUUUUCUUAACCAUAUUAGGUAUAUAAACAUUGGUUUACUUUUUAAGUCUUAUAGUUACAACAAUUAUUAUAGUAAUUGACAAUUGUAUGUUUUAAGAAUGAAAUUAGUAUUUAAAAAUAUUUCUGAAAAACCUUAACAAGCCCAGGAAUUACCAUAUUGUUAUUAUUUUUUGCUUUAUAGAACACCUCAGUAUUGUA
Molecule: messenger RNA, 2140 nt
Organism: Metopolophium dirhodum (rose-grain aphid)
Lineage: Eukaryota; Metazoa; Arthropoda; Insecta; Hemiptera; Aphididae
Gene: DEF8
Product: differentially expressed in FDCP 8 homolog
Exons: 7
Coding region: 322-1593 (423 amino acids)
Source: RefSeq, a predicted model, not a curated record